AUGCCGCCGUACCUUGUCGAGGAUCAAUAUGUUGAUCCGACCCCGCCAACCGACGCAUGGGGUUCUUUCCUCGCCGCCCGAUUCUCCAAACGCCAGGAACUGUUCGAGAAGGGCUUCUCGGAGCAUGAGCAGAAGAUUGUGCGCAAGGAGCUCCGGCGCAUCCGGCAUCUACGCGACUACUUUGAAGAACACCGCCUCGCGGCCACCGACUCAUCUUGCCUCCUAGCCUCGUUGGACCGCGCCCAUGCAGACUGGCGCCACCGUGCCGGCAGCGGGUGUAAAGAGGAGCUCCACCGCCUCGAGGUCGGCAUCGCGAGGGCGAGUGGCUACCGCCGACAGAACCUCAACCGCCAACGUCUGAUUGUCAAGCAGACACAGCAAUGGGGCACGCCAGAGGACAUUGCGUUAAAGACCGAGCAGGCCCCGGAAACGUACAUUCCGGAGCUUUACGGCCCUGACGAUGGCUUAGAUGACAACCCGGCCGAAUCCAACUACGGGUGCAACGGCUGGGUGAUGAAUUUCAAGAAGGGCCAGGGUGGCGUGACGCUGGACCACCCGCUGUGUCAUGGCAAAUUCCCCCAUCAGAAGAUUGCCAUGCAGAAGCUGCUGUAUGACGAGGAACGAACGCCGUUAAAGCGGUCUUCCGACCGGACACAGCUGCGGUAUUUCCAUCUUCAAGCCAACAACAUGAAAUGGGUCGAGGACGCGAUCGCUAGGUACUAUGGAGAAGAGUGCUGUGAGCUGGUCGAGCCAAACCGGGGACUGUCCCAGCGCGGCCGGUACCAACCCGUCACCAAGAAGAAGCAGACCAACACCGAGAAGCUGUUGAAGCGUGAACUAUGGCACGGGCAAGAAAGGGGAGGGGGCAGUUCGCACUUACCGCCUCACUCCCGUCAAAUACGACCGCGCUGCGCCUUUGUACCCUCGGCUCCGUGGAAACAGGGCGAGAACGGCGUGGCUUCAGCGAGCGUGUCCGUGAACGAGUCGAUCGAGGCGCCAGCUCGGAAGACGUACUUUCGGUCACCGGAGGCCAAUGACAUCGUUUUUUUUAUGCCCUACCUCCACUGGGAAAUCGAGAAGCGGCUCGUCCGCAUGACCAAUGUCGUCCGGAAAACGCGCUACCUCAACGAAAAACAGUUCGACCUCGAGCGCGUCAACAAGCGCAAAGGGACCUGGAACAGCGUUAUCGAGCGAGCUAGGGCUAUGGCCAGCCGCAUGGACAGCACAGCCUCCGAAAUCGAAGGUUGGCACGACGACUCGCCCCCCUGGCGGCCGCAGUCGGCCUUGGGCAGCUAUCUGUGGCUCGCCGCGAAGCUGUACCAGCUGAUCGACGAGGCGGCGGACUGGCGGCUGAUUAAUAACCACCUCGGUACGCCGUCACCGAUGCAUCCGAGACGGACGCUGGAGCAGUAUUACAACUGGACCUCGGAGGACACGGCGCAUAGGGAUCGACAGCAGGUUGUGUACCGGAGCACGAGGACGAGGAAUGACCCUGAGGCGAUUGCGAGGGUGGUCAUGGUGGAUCAGUUGUGGUUGUGGGUGCUGGACGAAAACACGAUCCUGACGGCGUUCCCCCGACGUUGGGGCCGUAACAACCCCGACCCAUCAGCCGUGCACCGGGCAAUCCGAGACCACCUCGGUGCCAUGGACAGCAAACAGAUCACGUCCAUCUACGACCUUGCACUAAUCAUCAUCGACGAGUGUUCCAAAGUCUUCUUCGAUCGCACAAAGCCGGACCUCCGGCCUGAAGUGAUGGACAUGUUUGGGUCCGCCAUCUCCAACAUCUCAGAAAAGAAGACGGAGGCCUACGAGCGGUUCGGGCGCGACGUCAAGCGUAUGAACACGCAGGACCCGCUGCAGACAGCCGAAGAACUGCUCCGCAAGACUCUCAACAUCAAGUUUGAGUGGUCGGCCCUGAUGGAGGCGCAGAACGUGAUCGACCAGCUGCAGAUCAUGCAGGAAAUCUACUCGCAGCAGAUCUCGGUCAUGAGUGACUUUGAGAAGGCGCUGCGGGGUCUGAGCUGCGAGCCUAACGAGGGGCUGAAGAGGGCGUCGGAAAGGGCGGCUGGUUUGUUGUUAGAUAUGAAGUUGCGCCAGGAGGAACUGGCGAAUUUGGAGAAGCGGCAGGCGAAUACGCGGAGUCAGCUCCGUGAACUCCUGGAUAUGAAACAACAACAGGCCGGCAUCAUCGAAGCCAAGGCGGCCAUCCGGCGAGCCGAUGAGUCGGUCAUCCAGGGCCGCUCGAUUGUGGUGUUUACCGUCGUCACCAUUUUCUUCCUCCCACUCUCCUUCUUCGCCACCAUCUUCGGCAUGAACUCGCGCGAACUCGACAGUGGCACGAUGAGCAUGGGCAGACAGCUCAUGCUGAUGUUCGUCCUCUCCAGCGUAGUCGUCACCAUCUCCCUCGGCCUCGCCUUCAGCUCCUCCACCCGCGCAAUGGUCUUCGGCAGCCUGCGGUCCGCCCUGCGCUUCGUGGCCCGUCCUGUCAAGGGCAAGCCGGGGGUUAGCAGCGAACUGGCCGCGGCCUCGCCGCGCGCUAUCCGCGAUUUCAUGAUUGCUAAGCAGAAGGAGUGGGAAGGGUCGUCGGAGUAUGUUAAUGGGGAUAGUAUUGCGAGCGGUGCGUUGCCGCUGCAUCGGGGGACGGAGGUUAGGGGUGGGUUGAAGAGAGGGAUUACGAGGUUGUGGAGACGGGAGACGAGGUGA
Molecule: messenger RNA, 2703 nt
Organism: Dichotomopilus funicola
Lineage: Eukaryota; Fungi; Ascomycota; Sordariomycetes; Sordariales; Chaetomiaceae
Exons: 7
Coding region: 1-2703 (900 amino acids)
Biological process (GO): metal ion transport; transmembrane transport
Cellular component (GO): membrane
Molecular function (GO): metal ion transmembrane transporter activity
Source: RefSeq, a predicted model, not a curated record